UGUACAAGAAUAAGUUAACAUAUAGGUCAGAAAAGAGAGCAGUAACUGUAACAUUAAGAUUGAAAGACUGACACAGGCACACAAAUGUGUCAAGGGUUCUUUUUUUGUAAUUUAUCAUAAGUCACAAGAUGGUAAAUCAGUGGCAAGAAUAAUACGAGAUUGAUUCCUAGAAAUCUGUGAUACUGUAAAGUGCAAAUUAAAAAGGAAUUCUAUCAUUUGUAAAUCUUAAACCCAUGUAUUUUCUUCACAAGGGAAAAUAGAAAACAAAUGCUUAAAGUGAAAAAAUGUAGCAUUAAAAAAAGUCCCUGAAAUGUUUAGAUAUUUUUAGCAUCCCUUCUUCUCUUGACAACAGUUCAUUAACUUGUAGGAACUGAGACUAGUUCCAAAGGUUUUCAGUUUGAUCUUUAAUCUCAGGGGAGAUUUGGUGACCUCUCAGGGGAUAGAGGUCACCAAAAACACACUGCUAGUACAGUUAAAGCAUACCUGGGUAAGGAAAAUAAUGUAACACUAUCAGUCAUGGAUUGGCCUCACCAGAGACUGAACCUCAACAUUACUGAAACAAUGUGGGAUCAUCUUGAAAAGGAACACUACAAAAGGCAGCCAACAUCCAAAGAAGAGCUUUGAAACGUUCUUUAAGAAGCCUGGUCAACCAUUCCUAAAGACUUCUUAAAAAAUUACAAAAAUGCUUACCUACGAGAGGCUGUGUUAAAAAUAAAUAAAUAAAGGUGAUCACACCAAAUAUACACUUUAAGAUUUGUGAGAACAAAGUCAGAUGGGCCGGAUUGGAGACUGUGUCUGUCCAAUUUUAGCCCCAGAACUUUAAGUUGGACACCCUUGAUUUAGGUUGUAUUUUAUGUAUAUUUUUUCAGUUUAGGAUCUGUGAGCUGUGAAAGGAAAUGUUAAUCAACACGUUGUGAUGCGUUUUCUAAAAAUUAAAGAAAUGGAGUAGCUCUUGGGGUUUUGAAAUAUCUUCUGUAUUUUAAUGUUGGUGUUAAAGUUCACAAAUCCCAAAAUAGGAAACACAUUUAGUUCAGGUGCAUCUUUAUCGCCUACAAUAUUAAAAGGCAUCUUGCACCUUGGUGCUUUUGUUUGGUUUGGAAGUAACUGAUGUCUCAGUCGUAGUAAUGCUGUGUACUGAAAAAAACGCUAAUCUGUAACCAGUCCCAUCAACGCUCCACUUUCCCACAUUCCACAGGUGUGUCAGAGACAGGCUCUACUCCGUGUACUAUGACCCUCUGACUGUAGUCGUAUAUUUAAUCUGCGCUCUCCGAGACACUCAUUGUUCUUGAGGCGAGCUACACAACCCGACACGGUUCGUUUUAACAAAGAACAUGAGUUAUAGAAACGACUCCGACAGCGUGGAGCUCGGGGAGUGCACCAGAAACCCGGGUUAUAAGGAUGCAGACGGAGACGGGCCAGCAGCGAGGGACAACAUCAGCGCCUCCGACAGCGAGGAGAAGCGGGACUCCAUCGGCGUGAAGCGGCUCUCAGACGCGCGAGAUGAGUACACGCAGAUCAAACCGUACGCCGGGAUGCCUAAGGAGUUGCUGGUGCUGUACUCCUCUAAGGCCCGGUACCGAGUGCCCCGAGAGAUCCUGUUCUGGCUAACGGUGUGCUGCACCCUGGUUCUGGUGGCGGUCACAAUCGCGGUGAUCGCGCUUUCUCCGAAGUGCCUGAGCUGGUGGCAGGCCUCCCCGGUGUACCAGAUUUACCCCCGGUCCUUCAAAGACUCCGACGGGGAUGGGGUGGGAGACCUCAAAGGCAUCAGGGAGAAGCUGGACCACUUUGAAUACCUUAACAUCAAGUCAAUUUGGAUCAGCCCUUUCUACCGUUCUCCCAUGAAAGACUUUGGGUAUGAUGUGGAGGACUUCCGUGAUAUUGAUCCACUCUUUGGAACCAUGAAGGACUUUGAGGACCUCCUGGCAGCAAUGCACAGCAAAGGUUUGAAGCUGAUCAUGGAUUUCAUUCCAAAUCAUACCAGUGAUCUACACCGCUGGUUCAACUUGAGCCGGACUAGAGAUCCUCACUAUGAGGAUUAUUACGUCUGGACUGACUGCAAACCAGACGGACCGAAGCCUAAUAACUGGGUGAGUAUCUUUGGGAACUCAUCAUGGACAUACGAUGAAGUUAGAGGGCAAUGCUACCUCCACCAGUUUCUCAAGGAGCAACCAGACCUGAACUUCAGAAACCCAGAUGUCAUCAAAGAGAUGAUUGAUAUAAUUCAUUUCUGGCUGGAGAAGGGAGUGGAUGGCUUCAGGAUGGAUGCAGUGAAGCACAUGCUGGAGGCUCCACACAUGAGGGAUGAACCACAGGUUGAUCCAAACAAACCACCCGAGUUGGUAACUACAGAGUGGGAUCUUCAUAGUGACUACACCACCAGUCAGGUGGGCUUGCAUGACAUACUGAGGGAGUUUAGAGCACAGAUGGACAUCUACAGUCAAGAGCCUGGCAGAUACAGAUUCAUGGUAACAGAGUCAUACGAUUAUGAAGAGGUGUACAAGACCAUGAUGUACUAUGGCACCAGGCUGGAAAAGGAAGGUGACUUCCCCUUUAACUUUUACCUGCUGGAUCUACCCCAAAACACCAGUGGAGUAUGGGCUAAGCAUCUGGUCCACCUCUGGAUGGGCAACAUGCCCAAAGGAAAAUGGCCCAACUGGGUGGUUGGAAACCAUGACAGGACUCGGAUUUCUUCCAGUGCUGGUCGACUCUAUGUUCGUGCCAUCAACAUGCUGCUGCUGACCCUUCCAGGCACAGCCACCACCUACUACGGCGAGGAGAUCGGCAUGGAGAACAUUAACGUGACAGCAAGUCAGAUACAAGACCCAGCCGGCAAAUACAAUACAAGUGCCAGUCGAGACCCUCAGCGUUCUCCAUUGCAGUGGAAUGCUGACACGAACGCAGGUUUUAAUGAGAAAACAAAUCUCACCUGGUUGCCACUACACCCCGAUUAUGAAACGGUCAACGUGGAGGCCCAGAUGAAAGAUGAUGGUUCUGUUCUGGCUCAGUACCGCUUCCUGAACACCCUGCGUCAAUCAGAGCUCCCCCUUAACCGUGGAUGGUUCUGCUACGUCCACGCUGAUGCCAAUGUCUUCUCUUACAUCAGAGAGCUUGAUGGACUUAAGCGAGCUUUCCUCAUAGUGGUUAACUUUGGUAAAGAAUCAGCUGUCACAGAUCUCUCCUCUGUUCGUGAGCUGCCAGACGAGUUGAAGGUGCUGAUAAGCACCACCAUAGCCAAUGAUGGCAAAGUGUUUCCGAAAUCUCGCAUCCAGACAGAAGUAGGAGAGGGUUUGGUGAUUCAGUACUCCACCAACACUCUGUUUAAUCCCAACCAUCCUGAAGAGUGCUACAUCUCUGAGAAGGCUUGCUAUUUGGAGACCAUAGACAUACUUUAUAAAUGCUAG
Messenger RNA from Haplochromis burtoni (Burton's mouthbrooder), 3401 nucleotides. RefSeq names its product solute carrier family 3 member 1 (gene slc3a1). Bases 1332 to 3401 code for a protein of 689 amino acids. Lineage: Eukaryota; Metazoa; Chordata; Actinopteri; Cichliformes; Cichlidae. The transcript is spliced from 10 exons. Gene Ontology annotation, biological process: amino acid transport; carbohydrate metabolic process. The record is from RefSeq and is a predicted model, not a curated record.